Messenger RNA from Cantharellus anzutake, 300 nucleotides. RefSeq names its product HSF-type DNA-binding-domain-containing protein. The record is from RefSeq and is a predicted model, not a curated record. Gene Ontology annotation, molecular function: sequence-specific DNA binding; DNA-binding transcription factor activity. Gene Ontology annotation, biological process: regulation of DNA-templated transcription. The annotation marks the transcript as partial. The transcript is spliced from 4 exons. Lineage: Eukaryota; Fungi; Basidiomycota; Agaricomycetes; Cantharellales; Hydnaceae.
AGGAUGAUCAAUGACCCUCAAUCUGCUUGCUACAUCCAGUGGACACCACUCGGGAUCAGUUUCGUCGUGUCAAAUGUAGGGGAGUUCAGUAAUGAGAUCCUGGGCUCUCAUUUUAAGCACAGUAAUGCAAGUCUUUUCUCCAGCUUCGUUCGUCAGUUAAAUAUGUAUGGGUUCCAUAAGUCCAACAGGACACCACGCGCACAGCGAACGAACCAGAAUCCCAAUGACCAAGUUUGGGAGUUUUCGCACCAAUAUUUCCUACGAGGACGGGAGGACCUAUUAGAGAAAAUUAGGCGCAAG